AAUUUUAUUUUUUUACGUUUGUAGAUAAUUUUGACAAGAAAUUUGAUGGAAAGUAUAAAUCUCUACUAGCACUACUACAAAAAUAUAAUUUUGAUAACAAAAAAUAAUGGCGGAAAUAAACAUGAAAAAAAAUGGGCAAGAUCAGCCUAACAACGUUACGGGAACACAAAUUUGUCCAACAUGUGGUGGAGUGAUUGAUCCAAAUAACAGCAUGCAAUAUUUUGGUAUGCCAGGAAAUCAAACCACACUGAACUUCGGUGAAAUUAAAAAUUCAGACAAUGCUAGUAAUACACAUCGUAAGAAAGGCUUAAAGAAGGCUCCUCUUCAAUGGAAAUCCAGUAAGUCCACUUGCACUCCUGUACGUACAUUCUUUCAAAAACAAGAACAUGUGAUGAAACUAAUGCCAAAUUCAUCGAUUGCACUGGCUAAUACAGAAAAUUUUGAAGCAGAUAAGGAUAAAGUGGACACUGAUUCUAAUAGUGCUGGUUAUCUUGCCAAUGUAAAAUUACAACCCAAACAAAAAAAGAAAUGUCUCCAACGCAAUAAAGUGGCCCCUCAUCAGAGAAAACCCUACAUACUUAGUUCUACUAAUGCUAAUAUACGUGCGUUUUUGGAAAAACAAAAAGAGGUGAAGAAACUCAUGGAACAGUCAUCAACUACACAGAGGCGUACAGAAAACUCAAAUAGGAACAGUAAAUGCGAAACCGAUUCUAGUAGGCAUGAUACAAUAACCGCUGUAAAGUUUCAACGUAAGCCAAAGAAGAAAUCUCUUAUGUAUAAUAAAAUAGCUAAAGUGGGUAAAAAGAGAUUAUCAAAACUGGUUAAAAUUCGGAAAAAAGCAUGCAUGCUCAAUUCUACUAAUGCUAAUAUACGUGCAUUUUUAAAAAAACAAAAGGAGGUGAAGAAACUAAUGCAACAAUCUUUAACUAUAGUUAACACUAACAAAAAUUCAUUUUCUGAGAAAAGUUAUGUAGAUAUCGAUGGUCGUCUUCAUGAACGUAUAGGAAUUGAAAAGCUAAAACAUAGACAAAAUAAGAAAUGUCUCAAACGUAAUAAAGUUGGAAAAAAGUAUAGAAUGAAAUUAUCAGGGCUACCAGCAAGACAAAAGGGAAAAGCUAGAAAGAAAAUUAGACGGCUUAAAAAAGAAAUGCAUACUGAUAAUGAAUCUUGCAAUAGCUCAAUACCUGAUAAACGAAAGAAAGAAGUCAAAAUAAAAGAACAACAACGUAAAGCUAUUGUGAUUUUACCACAAAAGAAAAAAGAAAUGAGCGAUGGUUACAAAUAUGUUAUAGAAACUAAUUCGCCUUUACCAUAUGGGACAUUUCUUUUUAGUGUUGAUAAUAAGAAAAGUGGAAAACACUCAGUAUCUCAAAAUGCUUGUUCUGAAAAUGAUUCUUCUGAAAGUGAUUCAAGUGAUUCCUUCUCUAAUGGUUACCAACCUAGUACUGCUUUGUGUCACAAGAAACGUAAUAGGCGUUCGAACUAUGACGAUCUAAUUCAGAAAUACAAAAAUAAAAUUCCCUACAAACGUAGAUAUAAGCACCGCUGGGAUCUUGACUGAAAAAGCAUCAUUUCUGUGAAUACUGACUAUAUACUGACAAAUUGUCUUGACUAACUCAAAAUUUCUAAUGUACUUAACAAGUGAAAUAUUGAAAUAUAUUGUUACCUCUCUAAAAAGUACGAAACUAGCUGAAAUAUAUCUUCUAUUUUAAUGUUAAUAAAAUAGUCAA
Teleopsis dalmanni is the source of this 1730-nucleotide messenger RNA. RefSeq lists its product as uncharacterized. NCBI's taxonomy places the organism in Eukaryota, Metazoa, Arthropoda, Insecta, Diptera, Diopsidae. The transcript is spliced from 3 exons. The record is from RefSeq and is a predicted model, not a curated record. The coding region runs from base 107 to 1561 and encodes 484 amino acids.